UGAGGAGAGGAAGAAACUGGCAGUAAAGAAGUUUAAGUUUGAGCCUCUAUACUUGCCGAAGGUGUGUGCUGAAGAUGGAGACAGUAGUCCGGGUACCCAGGUACUGGUUAGUUUUGUUGUUUGUUUUAGUUAAAAAAAUAUAUUAUUUUGUUUUGAAAUUUAUAGGUUUCUUUUUAUGUUUUUUUUUUUUUUUUGCUGUUUUGUAAAGUAUUUUAUUUUGUUUUUUUUAGGUUGAUAGUGAAAAGUUGAGAUUGAUUUGUGAAUCAAUCUCAUCAAUAAAAGCAAGCCAAGAAACUAUUAUUAGUGACAUUGCAGUUAUGAGAUCUGAGUUCAUGGGGAAACUCAGUGAUUUGUCUGCAAUGAUUGCAAAAUUUGUUGCAAAAAAUUCUGAAAAAGUUGCAAAUACAAGUGAUGAAAGUGCUGGUUUUAAUGAAGGGGAAAAGCCAGCUGAUUUUGAUAAUGCUUCCAGUCCUAUUUCUGAUGAUUCUAAGGUAACUUGUUUGUUUUUAUGCUUUAUUGUUUUUUUUUAACCAUUUUUAGUUGUAACCAGAUUGUUUUUUUUUUUUUUUGGGCUAGGAUUGUGGAAUUGAUUCAGUUGAAGAGUCUGAUGGUAGUAAAGUAACUGGUUUAUGUUUCUUAAUAGUAUGUUGUGUUUUUGUAGUUGAUUAGUGUAACCAGUUACUGUUGUAACCAGUUUCAUUAUUUAUUUUAGGGUGUCAAGAAGAAUUUAAAUGAAAAUUUUGAUGCUGUUUAUUCUGGGUUGGAGUUGUCAAAUGUUGUGGGUGGAGAUAAGGUUUUGUAAUUUAUUUUUGUUUUUGUUUCUUGUAUUAUUUUAUUUAAAAUUGAAUUUGUUGUAAUUGAUUUUAUUUUUAUUCAUUAUAGGAUUUUUCAAAGAAGCCUGAGUUCAGUUCAGUUGGUUUAAGUUCUGAAGAAGUAUAUGUGGAUCCAGAGAUUUUGAAUGUUAUUGAUAAAACUGUUAAGUAUGCAGAAGGAGAAAAGAGAUUUAGUGGGAGUAAGGAUGAUUGGAAAGUUGUGAUGGUUGGUGAUGAUGAUGAAGUUCAUGUUGCUAUUGAAAAGAGGGAGCCUAAACCUAGUACUCAUGUCAAAUAUCCUUUUGUUACUGAGUUUGGUUCUUCUGAAGUAAAAGAAACUAUGAAGAGGAAGGGAGAGGAAGUGGUGAUUGUUAGAGGAUUGCUACCAUUUGAAGAUGAAAUUGGGCAGAAUGUUUCAAAGAAUGAAUGCCUGGAUUAUAUUUCUUGGAUUGAGGAUAAAAUGAAUUUUAAGAAUAAGAAGAAGAAAUUUUCUGAUGUCAAUAACAUUAUCAAUCCACCAAUGGAUUAUUCUUUUGUUAAAAUUUCUGAGAAGAUGUAGUUUUACAAGCUUCAAACUUGUGGGGAGGACCUUAUGGACACUAUAAGUAACCAGGUUCUUGGUAUAAUGUUUAUUAAUUAGUAUUUGUUUGUUUAGAUGUUUUUUUUUUUUGUUGAUCAUGUUUAAGACAAGUAACCAGGUUCCUUUUAGUACUGUGUGUAAAUUGUUUUUAUUAUUUAUGGGUAGUAACCAGGUUCUUGUAGCAUUGUGUGUAACUUGUUUUUUUUAUUAUAUAUUGGCUAGUAUCCAGGUUCUUGGUAUAAUGUUUAUUAAUUAGUAUUUGUUUGUUUAGAUGUUUUGUUUUUUUUUUUGUUGAUCAUGGUUAAGAGAAGUAACCAGAUUCCUUUUAGUACUGUGUGUAAAUUGUUUUUAUUAUUUAUGAGUAGUAACCAGGUUCUUGUAGCAUUGUGUGUAACUUGUUUUUUUUAUUAUAUAUUGGCUAGUAUCCAGGUUCCUAACUUUUGUAUGUUUAUUUAUUUUUUGUAGCAUAUCAAUGUAUGUUUUUAUUACUUGAGGAAGAAGAUUAAGUUGAUUGAUGGUUUGAACAAGAGGGUUACAACUACAGACUCUUGGUUUGAUGCAACUAUCAAGAAUUUGUAUGAUAACUUUGUGGCAGCCAAAUGUGAUUCAAGCAGCAUUCGUUUUGAUAACCUCAUUUUAGAUUACAUUAUUGGUGAAUAUUUGUUUUGUAACACUCCUUGGGUGGAUGUGGAUCAUGUUCUUUUUCCUGUGCAUGUGAAGGUUCAGUUGCAUUGGAUUUUUAUUCACUUUUCCAUUAAGAGUAGGAUGUUAACUGUAAUGCCCCAGAUUCCCUAUUAUGGUUAAUGGCUGGA
Humulus lupulus (European hop) is the source of this 2204-nucleotide messenger RNA. RefSeq lists its product as uncharacterized. NCBI's taxonomy places the organism in Eukaryota, Viridiplantae, Streptophyta, Magnoliopsida, Rosales, Cannabaceae. The transcript has 2 exons. The record is from RefSeq and is a predicted model, not a curated record. Bases 1036 to 1371 code for a protein of 111 amino acids.